Molecule: messenger RNA, 3176 nt
Organism: Mangifera indica (mango)
Lineage: Eukaryota; Viridiplantae; Streptophyta; Magnoliopsida; Sapindales; Anacardiaceae
Product: putative pentatricopeptide repeat-containing protein At3g23330
Exons: 1
Coding region: 488-2815 (775 amino acids)
Biological process (GO): RNA modification
Molecular function (GO): zinc ion binding; RNA binding; protein binding
Source: RefSeq, a predicted model, not a curated record
AUCGCAAAAAGUUCGUUUCAAAUAUAACCUACGGAGUUGUCUAAUUAAUUCGGUUCAGACUGGGGCUACCUGGAACUAGGUGAAACCCGCACCGUACUGUAUUUUUUUUUCCAGGGUGCGAGAAAUUAGUUGCUUAACUCUCUGGUUUUGUUGUUUGGGGAUGCCAAUGAGUGAUACACUUGUAUACAAACUAAAUUUUGUUCUUUUCAUGGAGCUGUUUGUAAUGAAUGAACAAAGCAAGUUAGCGGGACUUCGGAUUGGAGCUUGCAGUCAUAAUCCUUAAAUAGUUUUUUCGCUGCUUCUGCCAGUUUUGUUUGGACAACUUUGAAUUCUUAGUUCAAGUUUUCUUUACCUUGUUCUAGUGUAUGAUAUUAUCAAAGUGUCAAAUAUAAGUGUUUUGCCUAUCUUUAUUUGUUUCCAGGAGAUUGAAAUCCGGUUCUUGAUUACAGUUCCAAAACACCAUGGUCUCUCUCUGAUUCCUUAACAAAUGACACCCACAAAAGUCCUUAUAAACCUCCUGAAAGACCCAACUAGAAUAACAUCCAAAUCCCAGGCCAAACAACUCCAUGCCCAAAUCUUCAAAACCAUAUAUCCCAACUCUCCCUCUCACAUAUCCAAACUUCUCUCGAUCUAUACCAAUCUUAACCUGUUACAUGACUCUAUUUGUCUCUUUAACACUCUCCGUUCACCGCCCUCUUCACUUGCCUGGAAAUCCAUCAUCAGAUGCUACACUGAUAAUGGCCUUUUUGUUCAGGCAUUGCUGUUUUUUGUUAAAAUGAUGGGUUCUGGAGUGUACCCAGAUCAUAAUGUGUUCCCUUCAGUGUUAAAGUCAUGCACUUUGUUGGUGGACUUUAGGUUUGGUGAAUCUGUCCAUGCCUGCAUUAUUAGGCUUGGUGUGGAUUUUGAUUUGUACACUAAUAAUGCUCUCAUGAAUAUGUAUGCAAAAUUCCAAUGCUUGGGUUUUGGAGUGAGUGGUAGAGGCAAAUUUUAUGAUCAUGCAGUGCUUGAUAAAAUGCCCGAACGAAAUGUGAAUGGUGAAUUAACUUAUGGUUUAGUUAGUGACAGUGAGUUUAACAAUAGUACUACGGAUUUGGGACACAAAUUUGAGAAACAGGUUGCGAAUGUUGCAUCUACUGUUAGUUUAGAUGGAAUAAGUGAUGACUUAAGCUCUAAUAAUGGAAGCUGGCAAGCUGAUGAUCACUCUUGUCGAAGAACAAGUAAUGGAAUUAAGCCUUUGCAAAUCGAUAACGUGAGGAAGGUAUUUGAAACAAUGCCAAUCAGGGAUCUUGUUUCAUGGAAUACUAUGAUUGUGGGACUUGCUCGAAAUGGGUUAUACGAAGAUGCUUUAAAGAUGGUUAGGGAAAUGGGGAAUGGUAACUUAAAGCCUGAUUCAUUUACUUUGUCAAGUGUCCUUCCGAUAUUUGCAGAGUAUGUAGAUGUUGUUAAGGGGAAGGAGAUCCAUGGUUACUCUAUUAGGCAUGGAUUAGAUAUGGAUGUGUUCAUUGGAAGUAGCUUAAUAGACAUGUAUGCAAAGUGUGCACGAAUGGGGGAUUCAUGUCGGGUAUUUUAUCUCUUACCUCAAAGAGAUGGGAUUUCAUGGAACUCAAUUGUUGCAGGAUGUGUGCAGAAUGGUUUUUUUGAUGAAGGAAUCAAAUUCUUUCGGCAGAUGUUAAUGGCUAAAAUAAAACCAAGACAUAUUUCUUUUUCUAGUAUCAUUCCAGCUUGUGCCCAUUUGACAACACUACAUCUUGGGAAGCAGCUACAUGGAUACAUAAUGAGGAAUGGAUUUGAUGAUAAUGUGUUUAUAGCCAGCUCACUUGUGGACAUGUAUGCCAAAUGUGGGAAUAUUAGUUUAGCAAGAUUUAUAUUUGAUAGAAUGGAGCUCCAUGACAUGGUGUCAUGGACAGCCAUUAUAAUGGGACAUGCUUUGCAUGGGCAUGCCCAUGAUGCCAUUUCCUUGUUUGAACAAAUGGAACAGGAGGGAGUGAAACCAAACUCUGUGGCAUAUGUGGCAGUAUUAACCGCUUGUAGUCAUGCUGGUUUAAUAGACAGAGCUUGGAAUUUUUUCAAUAGUAUGAUCCAGAAUUAUGGUAUUGCUCCAGAUCUAGAACACUAUGCUGCAAUGGCAGACCUUCUUGGUCGCGCAGGCAAGUUGGAAGAAGCAUAUGAUUUCAUAUCUAGCAUGCGUGUAGGACCUACUGGGAGUGUUUGGUCAACAUUAUUGUCUGCUUGUAGAGUCCACAAGAAUGUUGAGUUAGCUGAGAAGAUUGCUGAUAAAAUAUUUAUGAUUGAUCCCAACAACAUGGGAGCUUAUGUUCUCUUGGCAAACAUUUAUUCUGCUGCUCGAAGAUACAAAGACGCAGCUAGGGUGAGAAUCUCUAUGAAAAGAAAGGGAAUGAAAAAAACACCAGCUUGCAGCUGGAUUGAAGUAAAAAACAAGGUUCAUGCUUUUGCUGCGGGAGAUGAAUCCCAUCCUUUUUAUGACAAAAUAAAUGAGGCUCUGAAAGAUCUUUUGGACCGGAUGGAACAAGAAGGGUAUGUUCCCGACACCAAAGAGGUUCUCCAUGACGUUGACGAGGAGCAAAAGAAAUACUUGCUGUGCUACCAUAGUGAGAGACUCGCGAUAGCAUUUGGCAUCAUUAGCACUCCUGCUGGGACAACAAUUCGAGUAAUAAAGAACCUUCGGGUCUGCGGGGACUGCCACACUGCAACGAAGUUCAUAUCAAAAAUUGUCCAAAGAGAGAUAAUUGUGAGGGACAACAGCAGAUUUCAUCAUUUCAAGGAUGGAAAGUGUUCAUGUGGAGAUUACUGGUAACAGUUCAAAUUGAGACUUCAUUAGCUUUAAUAAUUCUUUUGCUAUAGUCUGCAUUGAUCUACUCUGAGCAUCCUAUUUCAGAGAAGGUUCAUAUCCAGAGAAUUUAUAGUUGAGCUCUCAGUAAAUGAACUGCAAAAUGGAGGUUAGCUAUCCCCACAUCAAAUGUAUAUAUUUUUCAAGAUCAUUUAUUAAUGUUAAACACAUUGGAGGGGAAAAUAAAGAAAUUUCAUUAUGUAUCUUGAUGUUUAGAUCAUACUUUUAUAACAUUUUUUUAUCUGAUCAAAUUUGUAGUUUAUAUGAAUUCUGUAAGCAUUUUGCUAGUUCCUCACUUGAAUAAAAAGGCAGAAGAUAUAACUCUUCA